Messenger RNA from Fulvia fulva, 630 nucleotides. RefSeq lists its product as uncharacterized. Bases 1 to 630 code for a protein of 209 amino acids. The transcript is spliced from 2 exons. The record is from RefSeq and is a predicted model, not a curated record. Lineage: Eukaryota; Fungi; Ascomycota; Dothideomycetes; Mycosphaerellales; Mycosphaerellaceae.
AUGGAGUGCAACGCGCAAGACGACUCGCACAUGAUGGACGAAGGCCCUCACUUUGAUCUCAACGAGGAAGGCGAGAUCGUGCUGGUUCCACCAAAGAAGCGCGAGCGCCCGCGUACCGAGAAGAGACGCCGCAACAAACACCUUGUCGCCCUGAAAGGUGCUGGGAUAUUACCGCGCGACGCCAACCACCAGGAUCUUCAAGAGUGGCAAGCAAGAAUAGGAAAUGACACCACCGCUGCGGUUCACGCCGCCGUCGAAGAGGUCAGGAAGACCCAUGCACGCCAGUACCCGAGCCCCAUGGUGCGUCGCUCCCAGCGCUUGCAGACAGACCACACUGCUGAGGCGCUCGCCGACUCUUUCGACGAUCCGCAAGACCCCAUGUAUGGCUAUCUGCAACAGCGCGCCGAGGCGCUUCAGCGAGAGCGUGACUCGAAGCCGACUUUCGAGUCCAUGGCUGCGAGAGCCCGUGCUGGACCAUCUCGAGAUCAAGUGCGAGCGUAUGAUGAGGGUAAGCAGGAGGAGGCGAAGCUUGCACGGGCGGAGAUGAAGAUGCAGCGCGGGGCGUGUCUUGUCACUUCAGGCGUGUUGGUUGCUCUGGCCAUGGUAGGCGCUGGAGCGCCGGCGGGUUGA